GUCAAACGCAACGCGGAGUCAGUGUGACGAAGUGCGUCGUGCGCAGCGGCAGCGUUUGUUUUCCCCUGAAAAUUAUAUAGAAAAUCGAAAAAUUUAAGAAGUAUCUGUGUGCGUGAGUGCGUGCGAGUGCGGUGAGCGUUACAGAUACAGAUACAAAGGCGAGUGUGCAACUGUAUCUACAUGUGUGGCGGCUGGAAAACCAUGCACUUGAAGUGAAGUUUAAAUAAAAACGAGGAAAUUGUUAGAGCUACAAUCCAACCAGGAAGAAACGAAAUACAAGAAAAUAUGGAAAACUUGCAGGACGAACUUGUAGGCUUGGAGAGAAGGAGCUCAACGUCAUCGGUGCCAGGGAAUCCUGCGAGUCCUGCAGAGGAAUGCGGCUGUGUGCGCCUGGGCAAAUGCAAAUGGUUCAACGUGGCCAAGGGCUGGGGCUUCCUUACGCCCAACGACGGCGGCCAGGAGGUGUUUGUGCAUCAGAGUGUCAUCCAAAUGGCGGGCUUCCGUUCAUUAGGAGAGCAGGAGGAAGUGGAAUUCGAGUGUCAGCGUACGGCCCGCGGACUGGAGGCCACCAGGGUGUCCGGCAAGCAGGGCGAGAGCUGCCACGGCAGCACCUACAGGCCACGAAUCAACCGAAGGACUCGUCGCAUGCGCUGCUACAAUUGCGGGGAGUUCGCCAAUCACAUUGCCUCCGAAUGCGCCUUGGGUCCGCAGCCAAAGCGCUGCCAUCGAUGCCGUGGCGAGGACCAUCUCCACGCCGACUGUCCGCACCGGAAUGUGGCGCAAACUCCCAGCAAUAGCGAGAACACCAGCAGCACCGGAAGUCAGGGAAAAAGCGAGGCCACCGCCUAGGAAAGUGGCUAAAGGAGGAUGAGGAGGAGGAAGGAUCCUUGGUUGGUAGUUGGAAGUUACAAACUUCUUUGACAAGUACAAAAACGACAGAGACACACGCAUCAAAUCAAAGAAACCCACGUACAACAAAACUAGCUACUACGUUUAAGUGCAUUAGAUAUUAAAAGGGGGUUGGAUGAAGGAUGAAGGUUGCCAGAAGAAGGAGGACUACGCCCCAACACUGCCACCCCAAAUUAAGUUAAGCUAAGCUCAGGCAUAUCCUCUUGGUCUUAAGCUACCCACUAAGGCUUUUUAACUGGAGUACAAGUACAAGUAAAGGCAUUUAGCUAGAAAGUA
Molecule: messenger RNA, 1185 nt
Organism: Drosophila kikkawai
Lineage: Eukaryota; Metazoa; Arthropoda; Insecta; Diptera; Drosophilidae
Gene: lin-28
Product: protein lin-28 homolog
Biological process (GO): pre-miRNA processing
Cellular component (GO): cytoplasm; nucleus
Molecular function (GO): zinc ion binding; mRNA binding
Source: RefSeq, a predicted model, not a curated record